Molecule: messenger RNA, 12220 nt
Organism: Tachysurus vachellii
Lineage: Eukaryota; Metazoa; Chordata; Actinopteri; Siluriformes; Bagridae
Gene: wnk3
Product: serine/threonine-protein kinase WNK3
Exons: 24
Coding region: 709-10281 (3190 amino acids)
Biological process (GO): positive regulation of sodium ion transmembrane transporter activity; positive regulation of potassium ion import across plasma membrane; monoatomic ion homeostasis
Cellular component (GO): cytosol; cytoplasm
Molecular function (GO): chloride channel inhibitor activity; protein serine/threonine kinase activity; ATP binding
Source: RefSeq, a predicted model, not a curated record
GCGCACAUUCAGCCCUCCCCGUUCCGUCUACCCGGCUAAACACACCGAGAUAUGAGGAGAGACUGGUUCCGUGACAGCACUGCAACACCAGACACUACCGUGAACUAUGUAAAAACAGGAAGAAGAAGACAAAAUAAAUUAAAACCUGGAUCUAUUCACCGCUCUGCAUGAAAAACCGGAACGUUAGGAGUGUGCACGUGAGAAUCCGUGUGCGCGCGCGCGCGAGCGCAUUCACUGGGGAUUUAAACACGGCGCUCAAACAACGGACGUAAAUAAACGUUUUAUAGCCAAAAAGGAAUACACUCAUUGUUUUGGGGGGGAAAUGUUUUUAAUCCUUGGCUAUUUGACCAUGUGUUGGAAUUCACAGGACUGCAAAAUGUUAAGGAAUAAACAGUAAAUAGCCCGCUUUUGUUCCCAGCCGUUAAAUAUAAACACAAAACGGUGGAAGAUGCUUCAUACCGGUUUUUCCUGAAGCUGUUGAUUGAACAACUUAAAAGGAAGGCUUCCAGUGAGCAGCAUUAUUUUGGAUUUUCAGCUGAUGAAUCUGUAUUACAUGACUGAAAAAGUAGGGUUCAGCAAGUAGAAGAUGGAUGGAAGAUGAAAGCUUGACUAAUAACUGCCCUAAUUAGUAUACCCCAGCAAGUGUUUUCUAUGUGUCUGUGAACCAGACCAACCACAAAAAAGCCAGGAGUGAAGGAGUUUUUUGUCAUGGCGACUGACCCAGGAGAUCCCACUGGCACGGAGGACUCCGCCGGAGAGAAACCUGAUGAUGAGAGAGAGGAAGAGAACGGGUGGACAGGGAACCAAUCAGCCAGCCAAAGGGAAAGCAGGAAACCGGAAAGAGGGGCUGGAAAUGAGGAAGCCUCAGGAGCAAGAGUAGCAGGUGUUGAGAGAGAAGAAGGAGAAGCAGACGAGUCACAAGCGCAAACAUCUCCAAAACGUCAGAACAAGCGCUUCUUCCGGAAGAGUGUGGAGCUCUGUGAGAAAGAUGAGGUCUUGGAGGAGGAGGGCCUUCAUAGCAUCCCACACCCUGAGCUCCACGACUCAGACUCUGUCUUUAGUGCCGGAACUCUGCAUGUCCUCACUGAUGGCACACAUGGUGGUGGCCUAGACCUGGAAAAGGGUGUCCCGUCGGUGCCCAGACUAAAGGGAAAGGAGCGCGAAUCUGAGCAGGAGGAGGAGGCUGAAAUGAAAGCUGUGGCCACAUCACCCGGUGGCCGCUUUCUUAAAUUCGACAUCGAGCUUGGCCGAGGAGCUUUUAAGACCGUUUAUAAAGGCUUGGACACAGAGACGUGGGUGGAAGUGGCCUGGUGUGAACUACAGGAUGGGAAGCUGACCAAGGCUGAGCAGCAGCGCUUCAAAGAGGAAGCCGAGAUGCUCAAGGGAUUACAGCACCCCAACAUCGUGCGCUUCUACGAUUUCUGGGAGUCAACUCUCAGAGGAAAGAAGUGCAUUGUCCUCGUCACAGAGCUAAUGACUUCUGGAACGCUCAAAACGUACCUAAAGCGCUUUAAAGUUAUGAAGCCGAAAGUGUUGCGCAGCUGGUGCAGGCAAAUCCUGAAGGGGUUGCAUUUCCUGCACACACGGACGCCACCCAUUGUGCACCGUGACUUAAAGUGUGACAACAUCUUUAUCACAGGCCCCACAGGCUCAGUGAAGAUCGGAGACCUAGGCCUGGCAACGCUCAUGAGGACCUCCUUUGCUAAGAGUGUGAUUGGUACCCCAGAGUUCAUGGCUCCAGAGAUGUAUGAGGAACACUAUGAUGAGUCUGUGGAUGUCUACGCCUUUGGCAUGUGCAUGCUUGAGAUGGCUACAUCUGAGUACCCUUAUUCUGAGUGCCAAAAUGCUGCCCAGAUCUACCGCAAGGUCACCAGUGGGAUCAAGCCCGCCAGUUUUGGUAAAGUGAAUGAUCCAGAAAUUAAGGAGAUCAUUGAAGGCUGCAUUCGGCAGAACCGAGGCGAGCGGCUUUCCAUUAAGGACCUGCUGAACCAUACCUUCUUUGGCGAGGACACAGGUGUGCGAGUGGAGCUGGCAGAAGAAGACACGGGCAGUCAGGACUGUCUGGCCCUGCGCAUUUGGGUGGAGGAGCCUAAAAAACUGAAGGGCAAGCACAAGGACAAUGAGGCCAUUGAGUUCAGCUACAACCUGGAGAAUGACAGUGCAGAGGAAGUGGCGUUAGAGAUGGUCAGAUCUGGGUUUUUCCAUGAGAGUGAUGCAAAGGUUGUGGGAAAGUCUAUUCGAGACAGGAUAACUCAGAUUAAGAAGUUCCGUGCAACGCGACAACAGCGAGCUCUAGUGGAGAGGCGUGACUCUGGCCUGGUUUCUGCUUCCCUUAUGACCAGUUUUACUUCUUUCUCCUCCUCCCUGGGUCCUGGGGCUUCUGCUGUUCCUACUGCUGCAUCUGUGGUGGUCAUUGGGGGGUACAGGGAGGGAGAAGACCUGCCAGAGAUAGAGAAACAUACUCAACAACACAUCCCCAUCAGCAACACACAAGGCCUCAUGGAAACAGAGAACCUCUCUGCAAUCACUGGAGAAUCAUUUGCAGGUGCUCAGAGCCAACCCUAUUUAUCGGCAGGAGACUCCGGAAUCUCUUUUGCGAACAAGCAAUCCAGCUUUCCCACUGGGACCUCUUCACUGGCCCCAAAUCCCACAGACAUGACACAAACAGCACUUCCCCAGCCAGGAGAGGCAGUUACUUCUCAUUCUUCACUUAUACAGACACAGUCAUAUUUAACCCCUAUUUCACCCCAGACCUCCAUUAGCAUUCUUUCGGCAGAGCCCACAGGAUCAUCUUUUAGCACCCUAAUUCCACAAAUCAAUCAGAGCCAGCAUAAUGUUGCACCUCUGCCACAGAAUGAAAAUUUGCCAAAACAAUCUGCAGUUCAGCCACAACAGCAGACGUUAGAUCUGCAGACUACACUGCUAAAACAACAACAGUCACAACAACAGGUAGUUGCAUUGCAACAGAUGGAGCAAACUCAAAAGCAGGGCAUUUUAAUACAACAGCCUUCUUCUUCUGCUGGAAUGCCUCCCCAGCAGAUAGAGAAUAUACCUUUAGUGUUACAGGAGCAGUUAAGUGUAAAACAGCAGCAGUAUAUACCGCAGCAACAACAGCAGAGUUUGUUGCACUCUCAGCAGAUAGAGCCACAACAACAGGUAUUUGCACAGCAAGCUGUAGGAGUACCUAAACCACAGCAAUCUUUAAUUCAACAGCAAGUCCAACAGAAAACAUCAAUCCAGCAGCUCUCAGUGGAACAACAGCAGGAACUACCGUUGUUUUUGCAACAACACCAUCAACAGACUUAUGUGCCAAGUCAGGCUGAACUCCAAAAGUCAGCCAUGAUGCAAUCAACUCCUCAGCAGUUACCACUUGCAGAGCAACAAAUAGUUCAUGGUAUACAGCAACUGGAACAGCAGAAACAACACAAAAUCUAUUCACAACAACAGAUUGAGCAGCAAGAAAUACAAAUUCAAAAACAACAGCAAAAUUCUGCACUGAUACAGCAGAUGGAACAGAAUUCACAGUUGCUGCAGCAAGUACAACAGCAGCAGGCUAUUUUACAACAGGCAGGAGGGGAGCAGCAGCAGCAACAGGCACUAUUGCAACAGCACUUGGAGCAACAAGAAGCUCUGUUACUACAACAACAAAUUAUUUUGCACCAACAACAGACUUUAGUACACCAAAGUCAGCCACAUUUACAAAAGAACAUGCUAAUACCACAACAAACAGAGCAGCAACCACAACAAAUAGAACAAGAAUCUUUAUUGCAAAAACAGCUAGAACAACAGCAAAAGCAAAUUUUUUUACAGCAGCAACAGCAACAAGUGCAGCUCCUACAACAGCAACAGCAGUUAGAGCUAAAUCAAUUGCUUUUGCAAAAGCAGCACCAAAUGGAUCAUCAACAAGGUUUAUUACAGCAGCAACAGUUUGAACAACAACAGCAGUCUGUACUGCGACACAUUUCACAAACUCAACAAACACAAUCACAAAUGCAGCAGCAGUCAGAGCAACAAGCUUUUCAGUCACAGAUUGACCAAAGGCAGCAGAUGUUAGUGCAACAUAGAGAACUGCAGAUGCAACAGCAGGCUCUUCUGCAGCAACACCAACAACAUACAGAGCCACAGCAGGCACUACACAAGCAACACCAUGAAAAGGAACAGCUUCAGCAACAAGCGGUACUUUUACAAGAGAUACGGUUGGGCCAGCAAGCUGUUACUCUUGAGACUGUUCAACAGCAGCAGCAUGCUUUAAUUGAACAACAUCAGGAACAGAAGCAGCAUCAGCAGCAUGCUGCACUUUUACAACAGCAAAAACAGUUAAACCAACAAGUACCCCUUGGGCAACAUCACAGUGGUGGACAACAAAAAACUGUUUAUCUUGAGUCUGUUCAGCAGCAGCAGGGUAUGCUUGGUCAACAGCAAGAUCAGCAGCUUCAACAGCAAACUUUGUUGUUACAACAGUCUAUCCAACAAGUAGCCAUUGGGCAAAGUCACAGUGGACAACAGCAAGCUGUUACUCUUGAUACUGCUCAGCAGCAGGCUUUACUCAAGCAACAGCAGGAUCAGCAGCACCUUCAACAGCAAGCUUUGUUUUUACAACAGCAACAACAAUCAAACCAACAAGUAGCACUUGGACAACAUCACAGUGGACAACAGCAGGUUAAUACACUUAAUAUUGUUCAACAGCAACAGCAGAAUCUACUAAAGCAACAGCAGGAUCAGCUAGAUCUUCAACAAGCUUUGUUUUUACAGCAAAAACAACAGUUAAACCAACAAGUAGCCCCUGAGCAGAAACACAGUGGGCAACAACAAACUGUAGGUCUUCAAACCGUUCAACAUCAGCAGCAGGUUUUACUUCAGCAUGAGCAGCAGCAGCAAGUCUUAUGUCGACAGCCCCUUCAGUCUCACAAUAGUAUUACUCAACACAAAAUAGAGCAACACCAACAAGAAUUUGUUCAACAACAAACUGUUCUCUCUGGGCAGCAAGAUGGAAUUUCUUUUGUAGAGUCACAGGUAACAGUUGUUACUCAGUCAGCGUCUCAAAUGGUUAAGUCCCAAAUUUCAAGUCAUUUACAAACCCCUGUACACAUUGACCAGCAUGCACCACCUCUGUCAGCACCUCAAAUUCAAGGGCCAAUACCACAAAAAGAAGGUGAUACCACAAAGUUCAGUGGUAUUCCUUUACAGACCCAAAGUCUCUCAGCACCACAAUCGAUAGUUCCAUCCCUAGCACAGCCUAACUCCAUCCAGUUAAAGAGUCCUCAAGCCUUCCCAGCUCCACAACAGAUGCAGGAUUCAGCACAGUCUCAAGUACAGGCCCAGACAUAUGUCCCAAAUGAGGCACAGGCUCAAAUGCUCAUACAAGGACAAGUCAUGCCUCAUCAAACCAUGAAUCCUGUCCUUUGUCAGGUUCCAGCAACACCACUAUCAACUCAGAUAUCGAAGCAAAUUCAGUCUCAAGUUCAGACGCCUUCUGCCUUGCUCACAAUGCAGUAUCUUCAAGCCCCACAACUUGGUCAACACAGCAUUCAGCCAGUGCAGAUUGACUUUACACAGGGUACAAAACAACAACAGCAGUAUCAGCAAAUGGUACUGUCUCCAGUAUCAGUGCAGAAUACCGCUGCAGUGUGCUCAGGUGCUGUAGUUCCUGCUACAGUAAAUACCACACAGCAAUACUUACAACAGACAGGCCAGGCUCAAAAUCAAUUUCAAGCACAGACACAGCCUACUUUGCAGGGACAGCAACAGCCAGGUGGCAUCACCAUUCAGCCUGUCAUGCAGCCCAUGCCCCUUAUGCAACCUGACGUCCUGCAACAGUAUGAACAGCAAGCACAGCAAGGGCAGCAGCAGCCAGUACAGCUGCAGGUUCAGGCACAGAUUUUGUCAUCUAUUCCGCAAACUUCAUCCCACCAAACUUCUGUGGCACUAGAUCUUAAUCAACAGCCAUCUCUUUUAUCAUCUGCUUUGCACCCUGUGGUUCCAUCACACGACUUCCCAAUCCAACCUUGUCAGACACAAAUUCGGUCUGCUGACCUUUACAGUCAAGUUGUAGCAGCCCUACCACCUUCACCACAACACCAGCCACAAUCGGUCUUGCUUGCUCAUACUCACAGCCAGACAUGCAGUCAAUCACAGACGUAUACCCACAUACAGGCACAUGUUCAAUCACAGGCUCACUCACACACGGACAUAUUCGCUGAGACUGCAGGCACAUCUGUGCAACCACUGAACUCCCAAGUUUCCCUGCAAUCCCUCCAGAUACCCUCUAGUCCAUCACAUAUCUCCCUCAACACUACCAACUUAUCAGGCUCCCAGCUUGCUCCCACUGCUUCAGAAGUACCAGUGACAGCUGAGGCACAGCUAAGCCAGACUGGGCUAACAGAUUUAGUUCCGACUCCCCUUCCUCCUAUCAGUGCUUCACAGCUCUUUGGUUCUAAUGGCACUGCCCUUCCCCCAAACUCGCUGGCAGACUGUGACCCUACAUUGUCGGGCAUUGCACAGGGGAGCCCAAUCCAAUCUGCCAACCAACAUUCUUUAGUAGGUAGAGAGGAAUCUCAGUUAGCCUUGGUUAAUGGAAAGCUGGAGAAAGUAAAGAAUCCGGGCAGGUCUUCCUACCAACGGCCUGAGAGAACCGCUCAUUUUCAGCUAAGCAUGCUACAGGUGUCAAACACCGGAGACAACAUGGUGGAGUGCCAGCUUGAAACUCACAGUAACAAGAUGGUCACAUUCAAGUUUGAUAUUGAGGAAGAUGCACCUGAAGAUAUAGCAGAUUACAUGGUGGAAGAGGACUUUGUUCUUGAAUCAGAGAAAGAAAGAUUUGUAGAAGACUUGAGGGCUAUAGUGAAGAAAGCCCAGGAGAUUCUUAGCACUCAGUCAAAGACUGGAUCCGUGGAACAGCUACAUGUAAGCACACCAUCAAGUUCAACAGUAGAUUCUGCCCCUCAGUCUUCUCCUGUGGGUCGCUGGCGAUUUUUCAUAAACCAGACCAUUCGUCAUCGUGACACCCAGUCCACCCAUGAAGCUUCCACCCCUUCACCAACAGGGGAGAGCCAGGACCAGACUGAGCAAGCUUCAGACCAUGCAGAUCCAAAGCAGACAGACACUAUGUCUGGAGUACAUUUUUCUUCAUGUUCCAUAGUUCCAUUGUCCUAUGUUCCACCAUCAACUGUGUCUGUCCAAUCCUCUGCUUCUGCUAUCUCUGUUCCUGGUACGACUGCCAUGGACUCCACUAUCUCUAUUCCACCAACAAUUAAUAUGUCCACAGGAGAUGCAGUCACUCAAGACAUAGCACCUACCACCCAGCCAGGUUUGGGGAAAGGGUCUGCAACCAGUAUUCAAGCCGCAGUUCCCAACCAAAUCUCUUCUUUUCAUGUUAAAGCAUUUCCUGCGGCUGAUCUUGUCAAUUCCAUUGUAUCUAACAAGGAUAUGAGCAGGGAUUUCAGUUUUGGUUUAGGUUUAGAAGAUGCUGCUGCUAUAGUACAAAACAUGCCUGAAGAUCCAAUGCCACUCUCUGGCAGUUUGAAUCAAGUGCAGCAGUUACCACAAGCACCAUCAAUGCAGAAACCUGAGAUACUCCAGCAAGGCCUGCAAUCUCAACCACUCACAGAAGCUUAUUCAAUACAGCGUACAAAGGGCAACACUGAUCAAUCUCAGAUGCAGCAGCAGCUUCUGCAACAGCAACAACAAUUGCUACAAACUAUGCCAACGGCAGCAGUGUCCCAGUACACAGCCCAUGACAAACAGGCUUUGGUUGCAGAGCAAACAACUCAGCCCUGUAAAUCUGAGCAUUUAGCAUCUCAUUUCCAUCCAGUGCAACAGUCAACUCUACAGCAAGUCUCACAUCAACCUAGACAGUCAGAACUUACACUGGAACCACUAGGCCAGCAGAGUAUCCAGUUACAGUCACAUGCCAGUCUUGAACAGGUGCAGCUGCAUGGUGUAGUGCAGCAACAGGAAGUUCCACUCCAGCAGUAUGUGCAGCAGGAAACAAUGCUGCAUCCUACUGUACUGGCUAUACAUUCUCAGCCAAAAUUAGAAACACAAGAACCAUUAAUGCAUAGGGCACAGGCUCAUUCUUUGAUCUCAUGUCAGGUCCCUCUUGAGGAAAUACAACUUCAGCCUAAGCUAGAGCAGGUGCCCCAGCCUUUAUCCCUGCAUGUGCAGAAGCAGCAAUUGGAAUCAGAGCUAUCUACAGGAAAGGUCACUGCCAUAGAUGACACAUUAAGCAUGAGUGCUCCUUUGCAACCAUUGUCUGAUGCCACUUUACCCCCGCUCUCACUCUCUGAGACAGCUUUGCCUGCUCUGGCUCACGUGCUCUCCCCUUCUCCUGCCCAGCCUUCUUCAGUAGCUGAGUCAGACAGUGAGGGCCCCCCUAAAAUUGAGUUUGUUGAUAACCGUAUAAAGACACUGGAUGAGAAGCUAAGGAAUCUGCUCUAUCAGGAGCACAGUGGCAGUGGGACUACUAUCUGCACCCACUCUCCUGAUCUGGCCUCCUCCUCAGCUACAGCUGCUGUGUCAGCCAAGGGAGAGGAGUCAUCCGAGUCUCAAUCAUUGCCACCCUCCACCUUCCCACUUCCUCCUAUCUGCUCUUCAGACACGUCUCCACAUUCCUCCUCCUGCACCACCUCCUCCACUACCUCUCGUUCUUCCUCCACCUCAUCAGACAGAGAAAGGGAGAGAACAAGAGAAGAUUGCAUUGCCCAGAGUGUUCCAGCCAACUCCACUGCUGUGGAGCACCAACCUGCCUCAUCCUUCUGCUCCACUUCUCCACUCUGCUCCCUCCUUUCCCCUCCACAGGAGACAAUGCCUGGACAUAGAUCUCCCCCCAGUGAAUCUGCAGUCCUUGUUAUCCCCUCCCUCUCUGACAGUGCAGCCGUAGAGGUCCUCCAGCCUUCCUUCUCCCAGCAGUCCAUUGUACCAGCAGCCGGACAGCAGCAGCAGCAGCACAAUGCAGGAGGUGGAUAUUUUGGCCUAAACCUGACUUGUCCUAGUAUCAGAAAUCCUGUUAGCAAGAAAUCCUGGACUCGCAAAUUCAAAAGCUGGGCGUGCAAACUGCGCCACUCCACCAGCUUGUUCAAGAAGCCCAGAGUCCAGCAAGAUGAGAAUUCUAGCAGUCAGGGAGCAAAAGAGGAUAGAGAGACUCCCCCAAAUACCAAGCCAUGUUUGCACAAAGGACGUUUCCAGGUGAUUCCAGUCACCCAGGCUGGGGACCCUUCUCACACAGCUGAGGUAACGCCAAACAAUAAUGUUCCCAAGACUGUGGGGCGCUUUUCCAUCAGGAAGGCAGAGGAGAAAGAGGAGCAGCUCACCGACAGCUCGCCUGUCUCUCCAGACCUAGAGAAAGAUAGGAAGAAGACAAAAGUGAAAGACGGCGAAAAGGAAGAAAGGGCAUUUCCAGUGGGCUUUCACCAUCCAGCUCGUAGCCACACACAUUCACCGACAGGAAGCAGUGAUGAUGAGAGUGAGGUGGAGGACGAGGACCUGAGGAAGGAACUGCAGAAACUAAGAGAAAAACACAUCAAGGAGGUAGUGUCACUACAGGCACAGCAGAAGCAAGAACUACAGGAGCUCUACAGGCAGCUGCGAAGUCUAAAAGAUUGCUAUCAGCCACCUUCAUCCGCUUCAUCACUUGCCAUUUCUCCCCGCAGGCCCCGCCCCUCCAAACCCAAACUCCGCCCUCGUCCACAUUCCCACACUGACAACAACGGAGUCACACACCAAGGUUCUCUCCAACAAUCUAGCAGUUACUCUGGUGAAGAGCCAAACAGACUACACUCUUACUGCAAUCCUGAAAAAACAGGUUCUCUGACCUCUAAGACAGGUUUAUCCAAUAAAGAGAGCACCUUCACAGACAAACUGCACAAACUUGUAGAUGAUUGGACAAAGGAGGCCAUUGGACCUGCCAACCCCAAACUUUCACUUAAUCAGCUCAAACAAAUUCAGCAAGCACAGGAUUUAGGUGGCUGGAACCAGCUCACAGAGGCUUCACCUGCAGCCUGGUUCCCCACCACUUCCCUUAACCCCAGGAGUGCUCCUGUAUCAGCCAGCAACACAGGAGGCCAAGCCCUUCCAGCCUGCACUCAGCCCUCCAUCCUGCCUGCAUCACAGCAGAGCCUCCACAUGCAGAACCAGUCCUUUCAGCCGCUUCAGUAUGGCCAGCCUAGCAUGCCAGCGUCUAGUCAACCCUCCACUCCUUCCUCUACAUCCAUGACAGCCCCACCAACCACUAUCGCCUCCACCUCCACAACUUCAGUCUACACUUGCUCCUCCACAAACGCGUGAUAUUUCAUCUCUAUUAGGAAAACGGUAUAAAGAUUUCCACUCUGAGAAUGUGAAAGCCAAACAUGAAUUCUAAUUCUUCUGGGUGUGCACAGAUAGAUAUAUAUAUAUAUAAAGGUUUUAAGGACUUUUUUUUUUUAAACAAUUCUAAUAUAAAGGACUAUUUGAAAUUUUUAAAAGUGCAAUUAGUAACCAAGAUUUGAAUUCAUCCUUCUUCUUCGUCUUCUUCUUCUUCUUCGUCUUCAUUGUAAUAUGUGUCUGUAAAGCCGAACGAGAUAUUUUUGAGACGGAUACAAAACAGAAAGUUGCCAUUUUCAGAGAAUAGAGCACAAAACGUCUUAAUAAACAGUGAAAGCAAUCGCAUGUUCCACAACAGAGCAUGAAGACAGUUACCUCAAAGCCAUGGCCCUCAGCCAUGUGACCAACUUGAACACUGUUUUACGAUGUAAUGCACAGCAUGUUCUUAUUUCCUCUAUUUUACACCGAUUGGUAUUUGUAUUAAUAACGUUUCGUUUAGUUAAGGGAUUUUGUUACUAACAUGAAUAAUCUGAGUAUUUACAAUGUCCAAAUUGAUUUCAGUCUUGUUCCACAGUGAAUCCUGGAGAAGCUCUGCAAAUUGUUCAGUUCAAUAGAAAUGAAAAGCAGCUCUGGUGAUAGCAGUAUUUCCUUUUUCUCAUCAGCAGACUCUUUUCUUCAGGUCCUUUUAGUAUAGUUGUGCACGACUUGAGGUUUCAGCUUUCAGCUUCAGCUGAAGCAAAGUUUGUGAGUCUCUGCAUCUGCAAUGUCUAAGUUAUAGCAAGUACUAUGAGAAACUAAGAUAUACCUUAUCAGGCUAAAUUCUGUUUGCUUUGAUUUUUUAGUUUGAGUGAUGAAGUGAGUUUAAGAACAGAAGAUGUGUACCUGACAGUAUAUUUCCUUUUCUGAAUCUCACUGAAUUACGUUCCCCAUUGAGAUUUUAAGGCCAGCCUUGAACAGUAACUGUUUACAUACGUCUCUAUUUUUACCCCAAUCUCGAUAUCAGGUGUGCUGGAUGUGUCUGUUUAAACACUUUCCCUGGGUUUUACUUUCAAACAUACAUCAUCUGUAGACAGUAAACUGACCUUUCCAGUCAGUCACAUUGUUUAAAAAUACAUUUUUAACAUUGGAGAAUUAUUUGUUUUGAGCACAGUGUAAUGUACACUGGAUUCAACUAAAAAAAAUAUUACAUAUUUUUCAGAUGGCAAUUUUCAUGUAACGAUCAUAAGGACUGCAGGAUGAGACAGAAAAGAAAAGCCAGGAAAAAGACAGAACUAUGUUUUGUAAUGUUACUACCUGUUGACCUUGUGGAUGUUAAAUGAACCUAACUGUUGCACAGGACUAUGGAGAUUUCUGACACAAAAAUUAAUUUCCAGAAAAUCUGUGCCGUUUCUUUGUUUUCUGUCGGACAACCUACAUAAAUUAAUGGUGGUGAGUUUGUGCUGUCGAGUCACUAACAUUUUUCUUCUCAUGCCAUUACUCUUUCUAUCCUGAAGUGUUACCAAAUUGUAAUCUAAAAAAAGCAUUAUUUUUGUAUCUUGAACUGCCUGUAAAAAAAAAAAAAAAAGUAAACUGAUGUACCGCUUGGUGUUGCAGUAACUGUGGUUGUGUUAUGUUGGGUCACAUUGGUUCUCAGCUCUGUUGUUGGAGAUCCCCUGCUUCACAUAUGAGAUUUCUACAUGUCAGAGUUCACUUUUCAUUGCAAUUUUAUUUAUUUGGGAAAUUAUAUCUAUCAUUUUCAUGAUCAAAUUUACCAGGGGACCCGGAUUAAUGUAUCUGAGCACCAAACGUUAAAGGUUUGUGAUCUAGACUAAGACUAUACCUGUAUUGCAGGUGAUUUAGCUACUGUAAAAUGAAUACUAAUGCAGUUGUUGAUUUUAUUUGUUUUGUAACUGAUCAGAUUAAACGAUGGUGUUAAAUCCCAAAA